UUAAACCUCCCUUGAAUGCGCCUGCUUUUUCUGAUUUGAUUAUUUGGAGGCGGCUACACCUUCCGACUGUUUAUCUCCUAGAAAUAUGACGAAACGAGACUUUGUAGGCGCAAUUUAACAAGCUAAUUUGGCAUGCUAACAGCUAGCCGCCUGUUAGCGCCCGGCUGUGUUGCUGUGAAACUGAUGGAGAAGUUGUAUUAAUGUUGUUUUAGUGAAGCCGUUGGUUAUAAAGACACGGGAAGCAAAGUUUGAUGGUGUCUGUGGUUUAAUAGUGUGUGUUUUGAUUAUGUCGUAGUUGUUUGAAGCGUUUUUUCAUUCCAUUUUUAUUACUGUUUUGAUGCACCUGUUGCGAGUUGAACCCGCAGGUGGCUUCCUACAGAUUUAAACGCCCCCGUAAAGACUUUUAACACAAAUUUAAAAUUAGCACAACAUCCAGAUUAGCGGAUUAUUCAUUGAUGACAUUCCACAAUUCGGUUUUACCCCUCCCCUCCGAGCUGCCGAGUUUCACUUCCUGUUUCUCAGGUGAGCUUACAGACUGAUCCAGAGCGACAGACAGCCGGAGUGUCACUACAAUGUUUGAAAAUGUCCCUACAGUGUCCUCAGUGGAGCGCCAGCAGGUACUGGGAGCUCUGGAGCGUCUGCAGGCCAAACUGGUCCAGAGGGAGGAGUGGACCCACUGUAACACCCUGGGGAACCUGAGGGAGACUCUGCAGAGUCCACUGUUCAGCCACAUCCUGACCCUGCAGCACUCCAUCAAGCAGCUCCGAAACCAGCUCAGCAGUAUUCCUCCUGACGCCUGCAGUGAAUUCAGUUUCUCCAAAAAGGGUCAGCUGAUCAUGAGCGCCGUUAACUUGGCCAGCAGCUCAGCCCCACCCACACCGUCCACCUCCUCCUCCUUCCUGACCAAUGGCUCGUCUCCGCCCUCGUCUGACCUUCUCCAGAAAUGGAUUCUUGCUGCCGCUAAAGGCCGCCAAACGGAGGUGGUUAGGCUGACACGGCCUCUGUCUGGAGGUCUGGGCUUCAGCGUGGUUGGUCUGAGUCCGGCAGGAAGCAGCAGUCAGGGAGUCUUCGUCAAACAAAUCCAGCUUGGAGGAGUUGCACACAGGGACGGGCGUCUCCAGGAGCGGGACCAGAUCCUGGUGAUAAACGACAGUCCCCUGGAGCCAGGCAUCAGCCAGCAGCAGGCCCUAGCAGUCCUGCAGCAGCCCGGGGAAACAGUGGAGCUGGUGGUGGCCAGAGAUCGAGCAGCCGGUGCAUCAUCACCGCCCAUCAGCACAGAGCUGUGGGGGCAUGUGGAGGAGAUCGAGCUGGUCAACGACGGAUGUGGUUUGGGUUUUGGCAUUGUGGGAGGAAAGACGAGCGGUGUGGUGGUCAGGACACUCCUCCCGAACAGCGUGGCCGACAGGGAUGGGCGUCUUCGCACAGGUGACCACAUCCUUCGCAUCGGGACGACGCCCACCAGCGGCCUCACCAGUGACCAGGUUGUCAAGGUGCUGCAGGGGUGUGGGAGUCAUGUGACCAUGCUAAUUGCUAGGGACCCCCGUGGACAGAGGUCAGCAGCCCCUCCUCCCCCACCACCUCCAGGCUCGGCCCCUGUCUCCUCCUUACCCUCCAGACCUCCUGACCCGCCCCUCCAGCGCCAGGUCAGCACGAUGCCCAAUCUGGAGGGAUAUGAGAUCCACGAGGUUCCUCUAACCAGGAAGGACGGCCAGAGCCUUGGCAUCUCAAUCGUCGGCUGCAAUCCCUUCACCAGCCAAGAUGCAGUGGGUGUGUUUGUGAAACACGUGGUUCCAGAAAGUGCCGCAGAUCAGAGCGGAAACAUCCGAGUCCACGACCGACUGAUCGCUCUGGACAACAUCAGUCUCCAUGGGAUGACCAAUCAGGAGGUGCUGGAGGUGAUGAAGCAGACGGGUCAGACUGUUGUUCUCACUCUGAUCAGGAAGAAACCCAGAGCCCUGGAGAGAUCCCUGGAUAAAGUGGAGAGGGUGUCGUCCCGUGUGUCUCUGAGGAGGUCACUGGAGAUGAAGACUCGCUCAUCUGGAUUUGGCUCCACAGCGAUGAAGACUGAAGCAGCACAGCCAACUAGGGCCACAGAGGCAGAACUGAGGGCUAAAUGGGAGCAGGCUCUGGGACCGCGGUACCAAGUCCUGGUGGUGAAGUUGGACCCUGUCAUUGAAGAUGAUGCAGAACUGCAAAAGUCCUCCAAGCUGCUGCCCGUCCACACUCUGCGUCUCGGUGUCGAGCUGGACUCAUUCGAUGGUCACCACUACAUCUCCUCUGUGGCCCCUGGAGGCCCCGUGGACAAACAUGGCGUCCUGAGACCUGAAGACGAGCUCCUGGAGGUGAAUGACGUUCAGCUGUAUGGAAAGUCUCGUCGUGAGGUGGUGUCUUUCCUCAAGGAGGUGCCUCCUCCGUUCACUCUGGUCUGCUGCCGACACCCAGCCUCUGACCUGGAACUGGAACCAGAAUCUGAAACAGAAUCUGAUCCUGAACCAGUAAUACGACCAAGACUGGGACCAGCAAGACAGUCGCAGCCCAGUGUGGAGGAGAUCGAACUGAAGCUGUCGUCGAUGCUCGGCAGUCAGACGGUCCUGAAGGACGACAGCAGUGAGCAGGAGGAGCAGCAGGAGGAGGAGGAGAAGAUUCAACACAGUAAGGAGGAGGAUGAGGAGCAGUACGAAGAUGAUGAUGACGAAGGGGAGCUGGCUCUGUGGUCUCCAGACGUUCAAGUGUUGGAGCUGCAGAAGGAGAGAGACAGAGGCCUCGGCUUCAGCAUCCUCGACUACCAGGACCCGCUGGAUCCCGGUCGGUGUGUGAUGGUGGUUCGUUCUGUGGUUCCUGGCGGGUUCGGGGAGGGCAUAAACCCUGGAGACCAGCUGAUUUCAGUCAACCAGACCCAGCUGGACCUGCUCACACUGGCCCAGGCUGUGGAGGUUCUGAAGUCUGCCCCACCUGGCACGGUUCGCCUGGGCAUCCGCAAGCCUCUGGUGGUGGAGGCCCCUGAGGGGAGGAGAGAGAGCCAGGUGUCUCUCAGCAACACACAACUUCCUGUACCAAAGGGUUUUGGCGACGGCUCCAUCUUGCCAGACGACCUUCAACAUGAGGAGGAGGAGGAACCCGAACUGAUCCUAGAUGGAGGACUCCCUCGCUACACCAUCUCCUCCCUGUCCACUGAGAUCCUGCCUGUAGAGGAGGGCAGGGAGAUGGCUGUGGAUGAGGAGGAGGAGGAGGAGUUGAAGGUGCAGGAUGGAGCAGAGGACAGGAUGGGAUCCCUCCCCAAGAAACCUCCUCCAUCAUGGGAGGAGUGGAAGCGCUCCUCCUCCAGCUGGGCUGGACCAGAGGAGACAUGGAGAAGGGAGAAGCAGGUGCGGCUCAGAGAGAGAGAGGAGGAGGAGCUGCAGAGGUCAGACCAGGAAAGCAUCGUGUCUGUGGGGAACCCGACUCUGGGUCUUCCAGACUCCAGCGAAGCCGAUUCUGAGCUCACUCUGACAGACACCGACACAGAGUCCGUCAGGAGGAUGAACAGAGAGAGGAGGAAGAGGCGGAGCCAGGGAGGAGCCUCUCUACCGAUCAGAGGAGGGCACAGUGACCUGCCUGAAAGAGAGGAGGGGGAGGGAGAGGAAACGCCUGCCUUCAGUCACUGGGGACCCCCCCGCAGGGUGGAGGUGUGGGCUAAAGAGGGUCAGUCUCUGGGUCUGAGCAUUGUGGGAGGUCAUCACAUCAUCAAGCGUCUGAGGAACGGGGAGGAGCUGAAGGGAAUCUUCAUCAAGCAGGUUUUACCAAACAGCCCUGCUGCCAACACACAGUGUCUGAAGACUGGAGACAAGAUCCUGGAGGUGUCAGGUGUUGACCUACAAGAUGCCAGCCACGAGGAGGCAGUCGGUGCCAUUAAAUCAGCUCCGAGCCCCGUUGUCUUCAUUGUCCAGAGCCUGUCUGCGACUCCACGGCCCGUGUCUGCCACAGCCCCCAGCUACAGCAAACACAAAGCUACAAGGACCGAGCCUCCGAAACCAGGAGUGACCUCGUCCCAUCUGAGGCAGCCCCCGCCCUACAGACCUCCCCUCCAAUCAGAGACGGAGCUGAGCUCUGACUUGGAGCAGGCCGCAGAGCGUUGGUGUGAGCGGUAUGGAGACCUGCGGGGGGAGCUGCUGUGUGUGGAGCUGGAGAAGGAUCGGCAGGGCCUGGGUCUCAGCCUGGCGGGAAACAGGGAUCGCUCCCGUCUCAGCAUCUUUGUGGUGGGGCUCCACUCUGGAGGACCAGCUGCUCAAGACGGACGCAUACGAGUCGGAGACGAGCUGCUGGAGAUUAACAACCAGGUCCUUUAUGGUCGGAGUCACCUGAACGCCUCAGCCAUCAUUAAGAGCGCUGCCUCCAGGGUGAAACUCAUCCUGCUCAGAAAUGAAGAUGCCAUAAACCAAAUGGCUGUGCCUCCCUUCCCGUCUCCCCCUGCUCCCCCCCUCCUCAACCCUGAGUGUGUCUCUCCAGCUCCUACUGCUGUCCCCAGCCCGACAGACGCACCCCGCCCGCCUGACAGUCUGACGCUCCACCCGUCAUCAGAUGCACCGGAUGAGACCAGCAAUGAAGCAGAGCAGAACCAAACCAGCAAUGGCGCCCCCAAGAGUCUGAUGGAGGACGACCCCUUCAAAAGGAGGCUGAAAGGUGCGGAGUCCCCAGACAAUGAGCUGCAGGAUCCAGGGGCCUCGCUGGAGCAGCAGUCCUGCAGGUCACACAGCAAACAGACAGCAGCAGCAUCUCCUCCUCCGAUCAGCCCCAACCUGCAGAGCGCUACCAGAGACCCAACCUGCUGCGCGGUGGUUCCUGGUCAGGAGACGGUGCUGGAGAUCUGUAAAGGUCGAUCAGGACUGGGCCUCAGUAUAGUGGGAGGAAGAGACACCCAGCUGGACGCCAUCAUCAUCCAUGAGGUUUAUGAAGAAGGAGCCGCAGCUAGAGACAGACGACUGUGGGCAGGAGACCAGAUACUGGAGGUGAAUGGUGUCGAUCUGCGCGGGGCCUCCCACGAGGAGGCGAUCGCCGCCCUGCGACAGACGCCGGCGAAGGUGCGUCUGAUGGUGCUAAGGGAUGAGGCUCAGUACAGAGACGAGGAGAACCUGGAUGUGUUUAAGGUGGAACUGCAGAAGAAGAGUGGCAGAGGGCUGGGACUCAGCAUUGUCGGGAAGAGGAGUGGCAGUGGCGUGUUCAUCUCUGAGGUGGUUCGAGGGGGCGUUGCUGAGCUCGACGGUCGUCUAAUGCAGGGAGAUCAGAUCCUGUCGGUCAAUGGAGACGACACGAGACACGCCUCCCAGGAAACUGUGGCUGCCAUACUGAAGUGCGUGCGGGGGACGGUCCUGCUGGAGCUCGGCCGAUUCAAAGCUGCAUCCUGGAUCUCAUCCAGACACAGCUCACAGGGAAGCCAGAUGAGUCAUGUCAGUGGGAACAGCAGCGUUGUCAUGGCGCCGCCCCUCACACAGACCCUGACCUCACCUGACCCCCCCACCGCCAACCUCCUGACCCCGACUUCUGCUGGGCCCCCGCCCCACAACAACAACAUGAAGUCCACCAGUGACAUCACUUCCUGCUCUGCCAUUAGCACAGGGGUGGAUGCAGGCGUCCGUACAGUGGAGCUCACCAGGGGUGUCAGGGACUCCCUCGGGGUGAGUAUAGCCGGCGGUAAUGGCAGCCCGCUGGGUGACAUCCCCAUCUUCAUUGCCAUGAUUCAGGCCAGUGGAGUCGCCGCCAAGACGCACCAGCUGAAGGUUGGGGAUAGGAUUGUCAGUAUCAAUGGUCAGAGUGUGGAUGGUCUGUCCCACAGCGAGGUCGUUACCAUGCUGAAGAACAGCUACGGAAACAUCAGCCUUCAGGUGGUAGCAGACACCAACAUCGGCGCCAUUGCCACUCAGGUGGAGAGUUUGUCAAGCAGCUCUGGUGUGUCAGCCAGCACUGACACGUACACAGCCGAGCCCGAGGGUCCAAGGCCCCGCACCAUCAGCCUGGAGAAAGGCUCUGAGGGACUUGGCUUCAGCAUCGUCGGAGGCUUUGGCAGUCCUCAUGGAGACCUGCCGAUCUACGUCAAGACUGUCUUCAGCAAGGGUGCGGCGGCUGUGGACGGGCGUCUGAAGCGAGGUGACCAGAUCUUAUCGGUGAACGGAGAGAGUCUGCAGGGAGCAACACACGAGCAGGCGGUUGCCAUCCUGAAGAAACAGAGAGGAACUGUCACGCUGGAUGUCCUGUCAUAACACACACACACACACACGUAUGAACACACAAGCUCCUGUUGUGAUGUGUUCAGGUACAUCACACACAUGCUGACUCUCGGACAAACUUCCCAACAUGCAAAAAAAAAAAAAAAA
Monopterus albus (swamp eel) is the source of this 6347-nucleotide messenger RNA. It is a transcript of the gene patj, whose product is annotated as PATJ crumbs cell polarity complex component. Gene Ontology annotation, molecular function: protein binding. The record is from RefSeq and is a predicted model, not a curated record. Lineage: Eukaryota; Metazoa; Chordata; Actinopteri; Synbranchiformes; Synbranchidae.